This is a messenger RNA of Manihot esculenta (cassava), 2444 nucleotides long. RefSeq lists its product as uncharacterized. Lineage: Eukaryota; Viridiplantae; Streptophyta; Magnoliopsida; Malpighiales; Euphorbiaceae. Gene Ontology annotation, biological process: methylation. The transcript has 6 exons. Bases 88 to 2325 code for a protein of 745 amino acids. Gene Ontology annotation, molecular function: S-adenosylmethionine-dependent methyltransferase activity. The record is from RefSeq and is a predicted model, not a curated record.
CUAUAUAGGAAGUGCAAAGCUUGCUAAAAUCUCAAUAAGACUUUCUCCAUAGUCUGAGCAAAAGCAGCAGAGACUAGCUACUCAGAGAUGGCAACAUUGGUGAGAGAAACAGUACAGAAAGCCGUUGUGGAUGGAUUAGGAGCCAACAGCUACUUCAAAAACUCUCGCUACCAGAGAAUAGCUGCAACUGUAACAAUGGAUAUAAUAGAUGAAGCAAUCACCAAGAAGCUAGAUGUAAAAUCCCUUUCAUCUACUUGUAAUAAUACAAUCUGUCUUGCUGAUUUUGGAUGCGCAGUUGGUCCAAAUACUUUUGUCUCUUUGCAAGCUUUAAUAGAUAUAAUAAAAAAGAAGCAUCUCUCACAGUUCCCUGAUGAACCGAUGCCUGAAUUUCAAGUGUUCUUCAAUGAUCUGCCAUCAAAUGGUUUCAACACCCUCUUCAUAUCUCUCCCAUCAGACAGAGAAUACUUUGCAGCAGGGGUUCCAGGUUCUUUUCAUGGACGAGUGUUCCCCAGUUCUUCAAUCCAUGUUGCGCAAUCCAAUUACGCACUCCAUUGGCUCUCUAGGUUACCAGAAAGUUUGGGAGAUAAGAACUCUCCCGCAUGGAACAAAGGGAAGAUUCACUAUGCAGGAGCCUCUGAUGAGGUGCUUAAAGCGUAUGCAGAAAGAUGGGCUGAAGACUUGAAUAACUUCCUGAAUGCCAGAGCUGAAGAGAUAGUUCCUGGAGGGAUGCUUAUAGUUAUCAUGCCAAGUAUUCCUGAUGGAAUGCCUUAUUCUGAACUUGCAAAUGGCAUACUGUACAGUUGUUUCGAAUCCAUCCUCCUUGACAUGGCAAAAAAGGGAACAAUAAGUGAAGAGCAAGUGGAUGCCUUCAACUUGCCAAUAUAUGCAGCACCUCCAGGAGAAUUUGCAGCUGUAGUGGAAAAGAAUGGCUAUUUCAACAUUGAAGCAAUAGGACUAACAAAUCCAGCUCCUUGGCUAAAAGAUACAGUGCAUGUUGAAAUGAAAGAAUACGUGAGGCACAUCCGGGCUCCAAUGGAAGGAAUGUUCUCCAAACACUUCUCAGAAGAAAUUGUGGAUGAAAUAUUCGAUCAGUUACUGGUAAAUCAACUUCCCAAGGUCUUCGACAAGAUGGAAAGAGCUUACAAGGAUAAAAUUCAAUCUUACUACGUGCUUCAACGCAAAAUGAUGAUGAGAAUAAAUAAGUACCAAAACGUGAGGCAUUGCACAUACAGAAGAGAGAUGAGCGACAGCACUGCCACAAUGCCUGAAUCACAUCCGAUGAAUGGUGGAGAUGGCACCUACAGCUACACCAAAAACUCAACCUUUCAGAGGGAAGCUGUGAAAAAUGCAAAGUGGCUGGUUGAUGAGACGAUUGCUCACAAGCUUGACAUAAAAGAUCUCCUUGCUACUUCAAGCCCAUUUCAGAUAGCAGAUUUGGGAUGUUCUGUCGGACCCAACACCUUUUUUUGUAUGGAAAGUGUUAUUCAAGCUGUGAAACAUAAGUUUCAAUCCCAUGGUCUUGCUUCCCAAGUUCCUGAUUUUGAAGUUUUCUUUUGUGAUCAUACCUUCAAUGAUUUCAAUACUCUCUUCAGAUCCCUCCCACCAGAAAGACCGUACUUUGCUGCUGGUGUCCCAGGUUCAUUCCAUGGCAGGCUGUUCCCUGAAUCCUCUCUUCAUUUUGUUCAUUCCUCUUCUGCUUUACAUUGGAUCUCCCAGGUGCCAAAAGAGAUCCUGGACAAGAACUCUCCUGCAUGGAACAAGGGCAGAAUUCACUACGCAAGUGCACCAGAUGAAGUUGCGAAAGCUUAUGCCAUGCACUUUGCUAAGGACGUGGAGAUGUUUCUUGACGCUAGAGCGAAAGAGCUUGUGGUUGGUGGGAUGAUGGUGCUCAUUUUGCCAGGAAUCCGUAAUGGGAUUCCUCAUUCUUGUGCAAUAGGUAAUGCAAUGUUCGAUCUUCUAGGAUCCUGCCUCAUGGAUAUGUCUAAAGAGGGACUGGUGAACGAAGCUCAAGUAGACUCUUGCAAUUUGCCUAUGUAUCUUCCCUCUCCUGAGGAGAUGAGAGAGCUUGUAGAAAGAAAUGGGUGCUUCAGAAUUGAGAGAUUGGAGCUGUUUGAUCCUGUAACUAGUAAUGAAGCGAAAAUCUUGGUGAACAGCGGCCAUGCAUGGAAGAUGCACUUCAGAGCCGGACUUGAGGGUGUUCUAAGCAAAUAUUUUGCAAGUGAGGUUAUAGAUGAAUUGUUUGAUCGGUUUUCCGACAAGGCAGGAAAACUGAAGACCACCUCAACUGAAUCAUCUCUUCUGUUUAUUGCUCUGAAACGCAAGUAAUCCAUCCAAAGUCUAUAAGCUUCGUUUUCUCCUAUUUAUCUAGUUUUUCUCAUAUUGUACGCAACGCCAAUGUUGAAUAAGUAUGCCAUUGAUAACAAGUUUGAUUUUUCCAUUGCCAA